Molecule: messenger RNA, 333 nt
Organism: Bipolaris victoriae FI3
Lineage: Eukaryota; Fungi; Ascomycota; Dothideomycetes; Pleosporales; Pleosporaceae
Exons: 3
Coding region: 1-333 (110 amino acids)
Source: RefSeq, a predicted model, not a curated record
AUGAAGGCCUUCUUCGUUACUCUUGUUGCUCUACCUGCCGUUCUGGCUGCCACUCUGCCCUCCUCCCAGGCAUCAGAGUUCCCUAUCCAGAGCCAAGAGUGUACCUGUCAGAAUGCCGCUGGGGCAACCAGGGCUUCUGGACUCUGCCAGCUUAUGAGAGGCUCACUCCGUGGCCCAGGCGAGUGGCCUGUGGACACACAGUCUGUCUAUCAAGCUGCUCCUCAUACAAGGGGCAAAGAUCCAGUAGAAAGAUUGCCGGAAGAACUUUUGUUGGGAGGUAUUUUUCUGCGCCGAUAUCUGUUAGAAAUAUAUCUCAAAACGCAUAAGUAUUGA